Paramecium tetraurelia is the source of this 315-nucleotide messenger RNA. RefSeq lists its product as uncharacterized. Gene Ontology annotation, cellular component: U2 snRNP; SMN-Sm protein complex; U12-type spliceosomal complex. The record is from RefSeq and is a predicted model, not a curated record. The transcript has 2 exons. NCBI's taxonomy places the organism in Eukaryota, Ciliophora, Oligohymenophorea, Peniculida, Parameciidae. Gene Ontology annotation, molecular function: RNA binding. Gene Ontology annotation, biological process: spliceosomal snRNP assembly; mRNA splicing, via spliceosome.
AUGCAAUCAUAAAAAAGAGGACAAUAACACAAACAAGGAUAUCAAGCAGAUUUAAAUAAAUAUUUUGGAAAGAGAUUAAAAAUUAAGUUAAAUGCAAAACGAACAAUUAUUGGUACUGUGAUUGGAUUUGAUAUUUUCAUGAAUCUAGUGCUUGAUCAUUGCAAAGAAUUGAUUCCAGGAUAAGGAGCAGAGAAUAAAGAUAAUCUUUAUCCAGGCUUUUCAAAUGUCACAGAUCAACUAGUUGAUAUUGGAUAAGCAAUUGUGAGAGGCAACUCAAUAAUUAUGUGGGAAUGUUUGGAUAAAGUUAAAGACUGA